AUGACGAAUAAUCCUACAGCUCCACCUCGUAAGAAAAAGAAGAAGACGAAGCCUCCAUCGUUUUCAUCAAUUCCGGAUGAUGUUCUUGUGAACAUCUUAGCUCGGAUCUCGAGAUCACACUACCGUUCCCUCUCUUUAGUCUCCAAGCACUUCAACUCUCUUCUCUCUUCACAAGAUAUCCACACUGCUCGAUCCUUGAUCGGUAACACAGACGCUCGCCUCUACGUGCGCCUAUGGCUACCCAAUCCCUCCUCUAGUCAUCGUCAUAGCUGGUUCACUCUUAGCUACCGUCACGGUCAGUUAAGUUUAGUACCCGUAAGAGCACUAUCUUCCUCUUCCUCGUAUUCGCCCGACCGGUCAAACUCAACCACUGUAGCCGUACACUCCGACAUCUACCAGAUAGGAGGAAGCAACGAGGACAAGCGGACCAGAGCCGUUAGAGUUCUUGACUGUCGGAGUCACACGUGGCGUUUUGCUCCGGACAUCAGGGUGGCGAGGAAACACGCUAGGUCUUACUUUUUAGAUGACAAGAUAUAUGUAAUAGGAGGAAGCACAUUGACGAGUUGGUGGGGUGAGGUUUUCGACCUAAAGACUCAGACUUGGAAGCGAUUGCCUAAGCCUCUUAGUGAUGAUGAUGACGGUUACGUCCAUUCGUAUGACAAUGGUGCAGUUUAUGGAGGAAGGCUAUACGUUUUCACUAUGGACAACAACAACAACAACAAGUAUGCAUAUGAUCCGAAAGAGGAAAGAUGGGUAAAAGAGGCGGGGUUUGUGGGUCUAGAAGGUAUAACUGGACCUUGGUGCGUUAUAGGAAAUGGAAUUUAUGCUGAACAUGAGGGUAAGUACACGUGGUAUGACCCAAGGAGUGGGAAGCAGGUAAUGGUGUAUGGUUUGAAAGAUGUGUACGAGAAACGUGCUAAAAAUUACAGAACGAUUGAGUUAAUUAACCAUGAUGGGAAACUGGUAAUUGUAUGGGAUGAAUGGCAUAAGACUCAAAGGGAACACAAGGGUGUUUGGUACAAGAGUGUUUGGUGUGCGGUGAUUAGCUUGGAGGAGGGUUUGACUCCAUUGGGAACACGUAUGCGGGGGAGUGUCGAACAAUGCAAUGUCGUUUUGAAUAGAGUACACAAGUCAUUUAAGCUCACAAGCUGCCAAUCGGUUUCGGUCUGA
Messenger RNA from Eruca vesicaria subsp. sativa (arugula), 1170 nucleotides. Lineage: Eukaryota; Viridiplantae; Streptophyta; Magnoliopsida; Brassicales; Brassicaceae. The record is from the annotation of a GenBank genome assembly.